AUGGCGCCGUCGAUUGUGCAAAAGGUGAAAAAGACGUUGCGACAGCGGAGCAAGAGCUCCGAGAGCAACGCAAACCGAAAGAAGCCGGGAGUGAAGGGCAGCGAGUGAGUAAGCCUCUUUUUUUUCUGGAACACUUUUUGACACGUUUCGAUAGAGAAUUUCUCGCUCUACAUUUUGUUAGUUGAACGUUUUUGCGUAUCUCGAACGCCCGCGGAGUUACGAGCCAAAAACCGGGAAGGUAGCCAAUCUGUCCAGCUUUUAGGAGCGCAAGUUCGAUGCCCCAUAGUUCUGGGGCUAUUCAGGGGAUGAAAAAAUGAUUGUUUUCCGUGUUUUUUCCUUAUUCAGCGAUGUCAAAAAAUGAAAAAAAAACGGAAAGAAAUGCGUCGCUCGCAGCGUUUUUUUCCGGCGGGUCUCGCAGCGAUUUCCCCGACGCGAUGCAUGCGGCUACUGUGAGAGACGUUUUAUGAGUGGAUUUACGAACAUUUUUCUAAUUUUUCAGCAAAAUUGCCACGUUUUCCCGCUAUUUUGAACCGAUUUUCACUGAAAAGCUCAAUGUUUUGAACGAUAUGACGAUGCACUCGAAACUAUCCAAAAAAAAAAAGAAUUCAAGCGAAAUCGGUCGGAAAUAGCGGUAAACGUGGCAAUUUCGAAUCAGUUACCAUAACAGAUAAAUAAGAACUGAAAUUCCGCUGAAAAUCGGUUGAAAAUAGCCGGAAAACGUGGCAAUUUCGCUGAAAAAUUAGUUUAAAAAAAUUCCCCGUUCUCGUAAAUCCACUCAUAAAACGGUUCUCACAGUAGCCGCAUGCAUCGCGAUCGGGAAAUCGCUGCGAGACCUGCCGGAAAAUAUUCUUUCCGUUUUUUUUCCAUUUUUUGACAUCGCUGAAUAGGAAAAAAAAACAGAAAACAAUCAUUUUUUCGUCCCCUGAAUAGCCCCAUUACCAAAACAUUGCAGAAUUGGUAUAAAAGAAGAAAUUCCGUCGAAGAACACGAAGAUCCGCGGCGCGGUGACGAAUCGGAAGAAGCAGAAGAAGAGCAGUCGGUCCAAGAAUUUGUCGAAAUCCGUUUCGGUCCGUUUCUGUCCCGUUCAGUUGCAAAAAGUCCCGGUUUUUUGCAGAAAGAGACGAUAAACGAGCCGCGGAGCCGAAUGAGUAAACUGGAAGUGACGUCACGCUCGAUCGAUUUGGAAGAGGACCCCGAGCCGAUGGGACCGACCACUCCGGAUCCGGCGCCGGUUGCCGACUCGAAAAAAGAGGAUCCGCCGAAGAAGACCGAAUCGAAAAUGGAAGAGGUGAAGGAGAAGCCGCCGUCGGACCGCAAGAACCAGCAGCAGCAGCAGCAGAAAAAGGCGAAGACGUGGGUGGGAAUGGAGGCGGCGAUGAAGUUCUUCAACAACAACAACAAGGUGGCGAAACUGCGCGCCGAGUACGCGCUCGUCGAAUCGAUCGCGUGCAACAAGACCACCGGCGCGUUCGAUGCGAACACGCAGAGAAAUCGAGAAGGCGUACGUAUCUUUUGCUCGCAUUCUUCACGUUUUGCGCGCACUUUUUCCAGGCGCCGAAGAUUUACGACGACAAUCGGGUGGUGCUGAACCGUCCGGGACACGAGGAUGUCAAUUACAUCAACGCGAGCUUCAUCUCUGUCAAGGAUGUGAGCAAAUUUAUCGAAAAACCCGCCCCCCUCACGGCGACGAAAAACGUGCACGGUUUAUCACCAUUUUGGCGCGCGAAAUUCGAAAAGUUCGAAAGAAAGAAAAAGUGAAAGAAAGAAAAGAAAAGAAGAAAGAAAAGACGAAAAGAAAAAAAUUCGAAAAGAGCGAAAUUCGAAAUUUAACCCCAUUUUUCAUGUUUUUCGUCAAAAAUUACCCAAAUUUUGUACGAUUUCGAUGGUGUAAUUGCAUAACUUUGUGAAACUAAUCAUCGCGCGCACUUUUUGAGCUUAAAACGGGCAAGUUUCAUUCAGAAAUGAAUCAAUUGAAUCGAUUUUAAGUUUUCUGCUGAAAAUGCGCGAAUUUCAGUCAUUCGCCGAUACUUUUUGCGGUUUGAACGCUUAAAAUACUUUUAUUAAAGUGCUUAAUCACUUCCGACACUCACGCCAAAAACCUCUAAAAUGCGGCGUUUUCACGAACAUUUCAAUGUUUUCUCUCUUUAAUGUCUUCUUUCGUCGAUAUCAAACACAAAAAUAUCGGAAAAAUGCUGGAAUUGCGGCAAUUUUCAGAAAACGCGUCUCAGAUUAGGCCACGCCCCUUUCUACACUUUUGGUCGGCGUGGCGCCGCUACAUUUCGAUUCGUUUUUGCAGUUCCCGCACAAGCUGAUCAUCGCGCAGUUGCCACGCAUGGAGAACGAGAGCUUCGUCGAGGACUUUUGGCAGAUGAUCUACCAGGAACAGGUGACGCUCGUCUACGUGCUCGUGCCGUCGGAGGUGCUGCGGAAGGCGCCGACGCCGCUGUUCAAAGAGGGGCACGGCGAGUACGAGUACGUCGGCAAAAUGUUCAUCAACAAUCGGCGGAGCCAGGCGGGCGAGCAGACGGACGCGAACGAGUACACGAUCGAGGUGCUGCCGGAGGGCAACUCGGACUCGGUCAUGUGUCAGGUGCACCAUCUCGCCACGUGGCAACACUUGCAACAGCCGCCCAAGACGCGUCCGAUCAUCAAGAUGAUCCAUCAGUUUCUGACGGAGAAGGAGAUCCAGACGGCCGGCGUGUGCGUGGUGAGCGUCUUCGGAUCGGGCCGCGCGUGCAGUUUCAUCGGCGCCCUCAUCGCCAUCAACCAGCUCAACAAGGGCAUCGAGCCGAAUGUACGUAUUUUAUAGGAUUUGCCAAGAUAACCACGUCCCCCUUUUUUUCGCAGAUCGGUGAAAUCAUGACGAACAUCAAACAGCAACGACCCGGAGCCACGGAAUCGUUCGCCCAGUACGCCGGCAUCUAUGCGAUUGUCCUCGACUACAUUUCGGUUCGUUUUUGGCGUUCCAAACUCGAGAAAUGUGACAUCUAAAAAUGCAAACUUUUUCUGUUUCUUAAUUGAAAUUUUUCAGCGCAAACGUGGCAACAAGAGCGAUCCGAACAACAAGGAACUGAAUCUUUUUGUCGACGAACUCAUCGGCCUGUCGCCGCCCUCGUCGCCCAAAUAA
Caenorhabditis sp. 36 PRJEB53466 is the source of this 3127-nucleotide messenger RNA. Lineage: Eukaryota; Metazoa; Nematoda; Chromadorea; Rhabditida; Rhabditidae. The record is from the annotation of a GenBank genome assembly.